UGUACGUUAUCAGUCAUUUAUUUUUUCCACCUAAAGGCAGUAGUGGUGAAUUAAUUAUUAAGUUAUAGGAGAAUGAUACUCAAAUUAUUGAUAGUGUUAGUUGUCAUCGGGUGCACUCUAGCCAAACCUUCAUACAACGAAGAAUCUACCAAAUGGACUGGAGGGCCUAUUGACUGGCCCUGUGAUCUCACCGAGAGCCUCUACAGGAAUGGUGGAAAAUACAUCAGCAAAAAUGCUAUUGUCACACGCGCCAUUAUCUGGAAGGACAGUGCUAUUGUUGCGUUGCCUAGAUUUAAGAAAGGUGUACCAAUAACCUUGGGAAUCCUACCGCUGUACUGUAAGGUUGGCUAUCCCACCCUGAGCCCAUACCCCUGUUGGUCUGUCCAGGAGGAAGGCAACAUCGGUGCAUUUCAGAGCGUCGUAGAUCUCUUCCUCGAUCCUCAGAAUAUUCUCUGGGUCCUCGACACGGGAAUCGUGAAUUCCCUCGAGGAACAGCCUGUGCGAACGGGUUCCCCCAAGGUCGUUGCCAUCAACGUAAAAACUGGAAAGAUGGUCAAAACUAUCGAUCUAAGUGGAAUGACCACUUCAACAUCAAGACUCCAGUACGUCGUAGCUGAUUACAGCGCUGACGGUCGUGCCUUCAUCUACGUCACUGACGCAGCCACUAGAGCAAUUCUGGUCUACGAUGUGUCAUCCGGUCAGGGUUGUCGUGUUGUCCUCCCCAAGGCCGUCACCACGGGCUGUGGAAAGCGAGAUGUUCUGUACCCAUGUCUCAUCCAUCGUCCUGAUGGCUCUGGGGUUCUCCUGCUCUCCUAUCUCAGCGGCUCCAGACUCUACAGCGUUCGCACUGAGUUACUUCAAAAUGGCUCGGCUGCGGGAAAAAUUCACGAUCUUGGGGACAAACCUAAGAAAAUGGUGAUGCUUGGGACUGACAAAGGAACAGCUGUCUUCUUCCGGUAUGAGGGAGAGCAGGCAAUCUACAGGUGGGAUGUCUGCACACCCUUCAAUGACACCAACUUCCUGAAGGUGUACGAGGGUGAUGGAUACUCUUUCGCCUCUGAGGUCAUUCCUGAUUACAAGAGAGGACGCAUGCGUAUUCUUGAGUCCAACUUUCCUGAUUUUAUCAGGGGCACUGUUGGCAUUGGGGUUGAUCACUCUCUGACAAUCAUGUAAUUAAAUUUGAUUGUGAUAAUCAAAUGAAGCAAAGACUGAAUUGGAGGUGGGUGAAGACUUCUUUUUGGAAUAAAGAAAAUAUAAAAUAAUUUUUACGAAA
Molecule: messenger RNA, 1273 nt
Organism: Diachasmimorpha longicaudata
Lineage: Eukaryota; Metazoa; Arthropoda; Insecta; Hymenoptera; Braconidae
Gene: yellow-g2
Product: protein yellow
Exons: 3
Coding region: 73-1173 (366 amino acids)
Cellular component (GO): extracellular region
Source: RefSeq, a predicted model, not a curated record